ACCCAGGCUGGCCAAUGGGCCCGUCGAGCACAGCGAGCGCAACUUCGGAGCUACUUUAGUCCAGAUCCCGCGGACGCGCCGCGUUUCCAGCCCGCGGCGAUACAGCGCGAGUUAAAGAAGCUCUUCCAUGAAAACCGACGCGAGGUUCUCGUCGAGGAGGUCUCCGCUGGUCUCGUGUCUUCAAGGCCUUUCCCUUCACUCGCGGUGGGACUGGCUGGUUUCGAGUGACGCCAUCGCGUUAUUUUUACCCCGAUGACCUCAUCCCCGAGCUGAAGUUUGGUGACCAGUGAAACUUUUUAAAACUUCUUUUUUUGUCUUUACCGCUUUUCGAGGAGGCGCUGAGGACGUUGUUUCCGAAAUGCUGUCCGGUUCGUCUCUUUCCGCGGCGAAGGAAGUAGAAGAUGCCCAGGGCCCUCCACAGUGAAGAAGUAAUGCAUUCAUUUGACCUGAUUCAGCCAGAUAACUGCUUGAGCAUGAAGACGAGGAGUGAGGAGGAUGAUGUAAUGGCGCUGCGGCCCAGGAGAAAAGCCCUCUUUUGUCACGCCACUGCAAUGGUGUAAAAGAAAGGCCCCCACUCUCCCUCCCCGACAAGCCCCCAAAACACAGUCCAGCCGCCUCUCACUGCCUGCCUGCUGGAAGUGGGCCGAAGUAGAUGCACUGUUUGGCGCAGACCCCCGAUUACGGCAUACAUGCUCUCUUAAGCUUACAAACACAUAUAAGCAGGACAGUGCCCCCCCCUACACUUCAUUAUCACCUACAUACACACACUCACGUAGUGUGCAGUGCCUACCCACCCGUUUGUUUUCUACUCUUUCAAGGCUUCUUUGCUUCUUUUUUUCUCUUUUCCUUUCUAUCCCUCUCUUUUUCACUUUUUUUUGUUGGGCUGGGCACUGAGCCCGCCAGCCGAACGCCACGAGGGUGACAUCAUCGCUUGCCGCCACAAUGGGGUCGUUCUUCUCCUGAGGGCCCUCGCUGGCUGGCUGCGUCACCGCUCCGGACCUCCAGCUCCACGGGACUGCCAGGAGGAGGAGGAGGAGGAGGGAGGAAGAGAGGAGGAAACGGUCAGAGAUAGAGGGAGACAGAGGUGGUGGAUAUGGCAGAGCCUACUGGGGCAGCAGCCCUGGCCACAGUCAGAGUCAUCGGGCCAGAAGGUCUGGUGGCCCUGCUGGAGGGCGGACUGGACCGUGUGCUCCUGAUUGACAGCCGGCCCUUCGUGGACUACAACGCCUCCCACAUUCUGGAGGCGGUCAACGUGAACUGCUCCAAGCUGAUGAAGAGGAGGUUGCAACAAGACAAGGUGCAGAUCACCGAGCUUCUGCAGCAUUCAGCCAAGAAGAAGUUGGAACUACAAGGUCAGGAAGUGGUGGUGUAUGAUCAGAGUUCGUCUGACCCCACCUCUCUGUCAUCAGAGGCCUUUCUCAGCGUCCUAUUGGCUAAACUGCAGAGGAAUUUUCCGUCCGUCCACCUGCUCUCAGGUGGGUUUGUAGAGUUCUCAGAUCUGUUUCCGGGCCUGUGUGAGGGCAAGUCCACGUUGGUGCCGUCCUGUAUCUCACAGCCCUGCCUUCCCCUCAACAGCAGUGGCCCCACUCGUAUUCUGCCCCACCUCUACUUGGGCUGUCAGAGGGAUGUGCUUAACAAGGAUCUGAUGCAGCAGAACGACAUCGCAUACGUGCUCAAUGCCAGUAACACCUGUCCCAAGCCUGACUUCGUUCCCGAGUCUCACUUUCUGCGCGUACCGGUCAAUGACAGCUUCUGUGAAAAGAUCCUGCCCUGGCUGGACAAAUCGGUGGAAUUCAUAGAGAAGGCAAAGGCUUGUAAUGCGAGGGUUCUAGUCCACUGCUUGGCAGGAAUUUCCCGGUCAGCCACUAUUGCCAUUGCCUACAUCAUGAAGAGGAUGGAUAUGUCCUUAGAUGAGGCAUAUAGGUUUGUGAAGGAGAAGAGGCCCACCAUCUCACCCAAUUUCAACUUCUUGGGCCAACUGCUGGACUUCGAGAAGAAGAUUAAAAGCCCCAGAGAAGCAGAGACCAAGUGCAAGCAGGUAGAGCUGGCAGAGGACCUUAGCCAAGAAGCAGACAGUAGUGGGCCAGAUUCGUCCAGCACUGCAAGGAUCGAGACCUCGUCCAUGGUGGCCCCGCUAGAGCCACUGACCCUUCCCUGUGUACUGGCUGGGGUUCCUGAGGAGCAGCUCCUAGCUCAGGCUCUUUGCAGCUUGCAGCUAGGUGAGGGUCUAGAGGACAGCGCCCGUCUGAAGCGCUCUUUCUCCCUGGACAUUAAGUCAUACGGUGAGCCGAGCGCAGGAACCACACUCCGGGAGGGUGGUGGAUAUACUUCAGACUACUACAAAGCAUCCUCCUUUAAAGACCCAACAGCCAAACCCUGUCAGUUCUCCCCAGUGCAGGAGGUUUCAGAGCAGUCAACACCAGAGCAGAGUCCGGACAAGGAGCAGGUAGACGGCCCAUCAAACAGCAAGCCCUUCAAUGCCAAUCCUCCCAUCAAGCCCCAGGCCACAGCCUCAAAACCCCCUCCUCCUCCACCUGUAGCCCGACCACAGCCCCUGCACAGAAGUGGCAGCAUGGAGGAAACCCAGAGUGCGGCCAGCUUUCUGCUGGGCCUGUCUCGCUCACAGCAGCAGCUGACCAAAGGUGGGCCUGGAGCACUCAAGGGCUGGCACUCAGAUAUCCUCCUUGGUUCCAUGGCCGUCUCCUCAUCCUCACUGAGCGGAGGGGGCUGGUACCUCUCCUCUGAGUCCGCACGCUUCUACUCCACCUCAGCCAUCUUCAGCAGCAGCAGUGGAGGUGGAGGAGCCCAGAGCAACUUUGCAGCAGCAUUGAGCUGUAGCCAGGGGCUAGAGGCAGUGAGGAGACGUGGGCGGCAGCGAAGCGGUGACUGCGGGGACUCGCGCCGCAGCUGGCACGAGGAGAGCAGCUUCGAGAAGCAGCUGAAGCGGCGCAGCUGCCAGAUGGAGUUUGGCGACGGCAUGACGGAGAGCCGCUCCAGGGAGGAGCUGGUCAAAGUAGGCAGUCAGUCUAGCUUCUCUGGGAGCAUGGAGAUCAUUGAGGUGUCCUGAAAGCAAGACUUUGACAUCCCGCUUAAACUAAUGCUUGAGCAAAAAGCAUUUAGUUUACACAGUACUCCACUUACCCCAAAUGUAACUGAACAAAAACAUGUUUGGUGUCCAAAGUUUGCUUGUUUAGUUUGGCACAGGACAUAACAUGUAAUGGAAGUUUAUAGCCACCAUUUAGCAUUGUGCUAACUGCGUACGUACAUCAUCAUCCUUGCGCCUCGAACUGCAUCAGUUAAGUGAUGUCUAAUAGACUUGCACAUAUGGUUUCCGAAAGCGUGAACCUGUCGUCUAUAAAAACUCCCAGAAGCUUCAAGACGCCUGCUUUAGAUACCUGUUUGUAGUGAUGCAACAUACUUUUGUUUAUGUUAAUAGAUACUAGCGUUCCAUACAGUGUCAACCAUGCUGCUACAGUGCUAAUUGAAGAGGUAUAUGGUUUCAAUAACUUUGUACCACUACUGCAAAACUAAGGAAGCAGGUUUGUCUUGGCAGAUCAACUACAUUUGGGGUGAACUGUGUAAAUUAGAUUUUUUUUCCACAAGCCAUCACUUUGAACUUCACAGAUUCACUACAGAUCACCUCUCAUAAGAGGGAAGAUUUCCGUGUGUGAUCUGGCCAAAAUCUUUGUAGGUGGCUGGUUUGGACUAUAAACAGCUAGUAGCGG
Messenger RNA from Pygocentrus nattereri (red-bellied piranha), 3725 nucleotides. RefSeq names its product dual specificity phosphatase 16 (gene dusp16). NCBI's taxonomy places the organism in Eukaryota, Metazoa, Chordata, Actinopteri, Characiformes, Serrasalmidae. The record is from RefSeq and is a predicted model, not a curated record. Gene Ontology annotation, biological process: protein dephosphorylation; negative regulation of MAPK cascade. Bases 1094 to 3067 code for a protein of 657 amino acids. The transcript has 8 exons. Gene Ontology annotation, cellular component: cytoplasm; nucleus. Gene Ontology annotation, molecular function: protein tyrosine/threonine phosphatase activity; MAP kinase tyrosine/serine/threonine phosphatase activity.